Molecule: messenger RNA, 962 nt
Organism: Scaptodrosophila lebanonensis
Lineage: Eukaryota; Metazoa; Arthropoda; Insecta; Diptera; Drosophilidae
Gene: RpS5a
Product: 40S ribosomal protein S5a
Exons: 5
Coding region: 105-788 (227 amino acids)
Biological process (GO): translation; ribosomal small subunit assembly
Cellular component (GO): cytosolic small ribosomal subunit; ribosome
Molecular function (GO): mRNA binding; structural constituent of ribosome; rRNA binding
Source: RefSeq, a predicted model, not a curated record
GGAAGUUAAAUUUUGUGAUAUUGCCGCACACUACCUGGACGUGUUCUUUUUCAGGCGUACGCCAUUGCCGCUUACAUCGUACACGAUUUCUUCUGUGAAAAAUCAUGGCCGAAGUUGCUGAAAACGUUGUUGAAAACUUCGAGGAGCCGGCGCCCUUGGAAACCGAGAGCGCUGAAACCGUACUCGAGACAAAUGUGGUUGCCACAACGGAACUGCCCGAAAUUAAGUUGUUCGGACGCUGGUCUUGUGACGAUGUGACCGUCAACGACAUCUCGCUGCAGGAUUACAUUUCGGUCAAGGAGAAGUUCGCACGUUAUCUGCCCCACUCCGCCGGCCGUUAUGCCGCCAAGCGCUUCCGCAAGGCACAAUGCCCCAUUGUCGAGCGUCUCACCUGCUCCCUGAUGAUGAAGGGUCGCAACAACGGCAAAAAACUGAUGGCCUGCCGCAUAGUCAAGCACUCGUUCGAGAUCAUUCAUCUGCUCACUGGCGAGAAUCCUCUGCAGAUCUUGGUCAGUGCCAUCAUCAACUCUGGCCCACGUGAAGACUCCACACGUAUUGGUCGUGCCGGUACCGUCCGUCGUCAGGCUGUGGAUGUGUCGCCUCUGCGUCGCGUCAACCAGGCCAUCUGGUUGCUAUGCACGGGUGCCCGUGAGGCUGCCUUCAGAAACAUCAAGACCAUCGCCGAGUGCUUGGCCGAUGAGCUCAUCAACGCUGCUAAGGGCUCUUCCAACUCGUACGCCAUCAAGAAGAAGGAUGAACUUGAGCGUGUGGCCAAGUCCAACCGUUAAGGAAAGAAAGCAAGAAAGAUCAUGCUGUGCGCAACAAAUCCUUGUUUGUUAUUUCAAGCGCGCAGGGAUUCGCGUUUUUUUUUACAAUUCUGUGUGUACCCAAAAUGCUACACUAAAUAAUAAACGAAAAAAUCCAACAAAUAAAGUGUAAAAAAUACAAUUUAAUAAGGACGA